UGUCUGUACAAAUUCUUUUGGUUCGAAGUGUCCGUGCUGACGCCGGUGUUCAGGAACAUGACAAUUCACUACGACGGAUUCCUGCUGAAGACUCCAGGGUGUUCGCUGCCACUCUACAAUCCUCACCACUGGAUAGUCCGGCGGUAUUUCGUCGAGGAUGCCCCGUACGAAGCUCUGUGUGCGAGUCGCAACCUCACUGUCUUCGUCCAGGACUUCGACAGGUUUACGUUAGACGCCAAGGCCCUUCGUCGCGGCUACAACGUCUCGGAGCGUCACAUCCGCUGCUACUACCGAGAAGUGUUCAGGGAUGAAAACGCGAGUGUUCCCGACACAGCGAUCGCGCUGGGUCCGUUUGUGCCACUGCCCACCGGGAGUCCAGUAGAAGCAGAGUACGUACAGAUCUCUUGCAAGGCGAACGGAAGUCUACUGUUCGAAGACUACUUCUUCGUACCACGACCGAAGAAGCGUAACGGGUCCUUCCAUGGUCCCACGUCGAACGAUGCUGCUUCUUCGCUGAACAUGAACAGUUCCAUGAACGUCCUCAUAUUAGGCGUGGACUCGACGUCGCGAUUGAACUUCAACCGCCAGAUGAAACGAACGCGCAAGUUCCUGAAGGAAGAACUGGUCGCGUUCGAAUAUCUCGCGUUCAACAAAGUCGGGGAUAGUUCUUUCCCGAACCUGAUUCCUUUACUCACCGGGAUUGCUGGCGCUGACGCAGAGAAUCUUAUUGCUAGCUCCCAGACAGUGGAGGCGCUUCCGUUCGUUUGGAAUUUAUAUAAGAGCAGAGGUUACAUGACAACAUACAUUGAGGAAAUGCCACAUUACGGUCUCUUCACUUACCCGAACUUCAACGGGUUCUCACGCGCGCCUGCAGACUACUACCCCGUGUCCGUCCUACGGCUAAUGGACGAGACACGCUUCCACGAGCGCUACUGUGUGGGAUCACGAUUGAAGACGAAAGCGCUCCUCGAUUACGUCGGCCAGGUGCUAAAGAUAAAUAGGCACAAGCCGAUCUUCUCGUUUGUGUGGCUUAGCUAUCUCACUCACAACCACUUAAACGGACUGAAGAUCAUGGACCGAAUACUGGAAGCCUUUCUCCGAGAACUCUCCGUACGCGGCGUGCUCGAGAACACAGCACUGGUUUUCGUGAGCGACCACGGCCCUCGCAUCGGCCCGUUCAGGAUGGGCGAGAUCGGUCGCUUUGAAGACAACAACCCGUUAUGCUUUCUCGCGCUUCCUAAACGCUUCCUGUCAGAACACCCGGAAGCCGCUGUGCAGCUAGAGGUCAACCAACGUCGUUUGGUCACACACUACGACUUGCACGCCACGUUGGUGGCGCUAUCCAGUUUUCCCGCUCUCGGAAACGGUUCCACAAACAAGGGACUGAGCCUCAUAGGCCGAAUACCACCCGAGAGAACAUGCGCGGACGCCUUCGUACAGCCGGAAUUCUGCGCGUGUUUCGGCACCAGCAGCAACUUCGGGAACCAGAGAGUGACCUUGUCGUUCGCCCGCUACGCCGUGUCUUACAUCAACGCUCUCGCGGAACUGCACUUUCCCAGCCGGUGUGUCGUGUGGGAGCUUGUCAGUGUCGACGAAUCAUCGGUGCUUGGAGGUCGCGUGGCAGGCAAGGUGUUGCUCCGCGUCGCGAUAACCACGAGGCCGACUGCCCACUUCGAGGUGCACGGAUCACUGCGCGGCGAGUCGAAGUCACAGGAGAACCGCGUGGAAUUUCUCCAGAGGCUGGAUUGGUAUAGCAACCAGACCGAAUGCCUACCGGCGAGCAGGUGGCAGAAGAUUUGCAUAUGCAGGCCGCAGCUGCCGAAUGCAACUUGA
Molecule: messenger RNA, 1833 nt
Organism: Dermacentor silvarum
Lineage: Eukaryota; Metazoa; Arthropoda; Arachnida; Ixodida; Ixodidae
Exons: 1
Coding region: 58-1833 (591 amino acids)
Source: RefSeq, a predicted model, not a curated record